Molecule: messenger RNA, 1724 nt
Organism: Megalops cyprinoides (Indo-Pacific tarpon)
Lineage: Eukaryota; Metazoa; Chordata; Actinopteri; Elopiformes; Megalopidae
Product: carboxypeptidase Z-like
Exons: 9
Coding region: 93-1664 (523 amino acids)
Biological process (GO): proteolysis
Molecular function (GO): metallocarboxypeptidase activity; zinc ion binding
Source: RefSeq, a predicted model, not a curated record
CGCGCUGCGAGGACGACGUCAUCAUCAAGCCGUGCCGGAGCACCUGCGAGGCGGUGCGCAAGAGCUGCGCGCACGCCUUCGAGGGCAUCGAGAUGGCCUGGCCCUACUUCCUCGACUGUGACCGCUUCUUCGUCAGUGACCAGGAGGGGUGCUACGAUCCCCUGGCCUCGCUGAGAGCCAGGCAAGAGGUUGCUCUGGCCAGCAUCUCUCCAGAGGAGCCCUCCACGAUCAUCCAGUUCACCUACCACACCAACGCACAGAUGAUCAGCAUCCUCAAGAAGACGGCGGCGAAAUGCUCCCACAUCUCCAGGACCUACAGCAUCGGUCGAAGCGUGGAGGGGAAAGACCUGCUGGUAAUUGAGUUUUCCGAUAACCCAGGGCAACACGACCUGCUCGAGCCAGAAAUCAAAUACAUCGCCAACAUGCACGGGAACGAGGUUCUGGGCAGGCAGCUGCUGAUCUACCUGGCCCAGUACCUGUGCUCGGAGUACCUACUUGGGAACGAGCGCAUCCAGACGCUCAUCAACACCACCCGCAUCCACCUCCUCCCCUCCAUGAACCCCGACGGCUACGAGCUGGCCGCAGCAGAGGUAGAGGAUAGCAAUGAUCCGGAAAACCAGGAAGGUCCCGUGUACAACGGGUGGACCAGCGGCCGAGCCAACGCCCAGAACAUCGACCUGAACAGGAACUUCCCGGACCUGACGUCCAUCGCCUACAGCCGGCGCAGGAACAAGCGUUACCGUUCCGACCACAUUCCAAUCCCAGACUCUUACUGGUUUGGUAAGGUAGCACCAGAAACAUAUGCUGUGAUGAAAUGGAUAAGGUCGAUCCCCUUUGUCCAGUCGGCCAGCCUGCAUGGAGGGGAACUGGUUGUCUCAUAUCCCUAUGACUUUUCUAAGCAUCCGCAUGAAGAGAAGAUGUUUUCUCCUACCCCUGAUGAACAGGUGUUUAAGCAGCUGGCCAGAACCUACGCUGACGCUCACGCCACCAUGGCGGACAAUAACACGGACAGGUGCGGCGCGUCCUUCGCUGGCAAAGGGGGCAUCAUCAAUGGCGCUCAGUGGUACAGCUUUGCAGGAGGAAUGUCGGACUUUAACUACCUGCACACAAACUGCUUCGAGAUCACAGUGGAGCUGGGCUGCGACAAGUUCCCAGCCGAGGAGGAGCUGUACACGGAAUGGAAGCGCAAUAAAGAGUCUCUGCUGAGCUUCAUGGAAUCGGUGCAUCGAGGCAUAAAGGGCAUUGUGAAGGACGAAGACGGUAACGGGAUCAAAGGAGCAGUCAUUUCAGUCAGAGGAAUCAGACAUGACAUCACGACAGGUGAAGAUGGAGACUACUGGAGACUGCUGAACUCUGGCGUCCACAUCCUCACAGCCACGGCGCCGGGCUACAGCAAAGUCAUGAAGAAGGUGUACCUGCCGCCGCAGAUGCAGAAGGCCGGCCGCGUCGACUUCAUGCUGAAGAAGGCCGUCCGCGAGCCUGAGGACGACCACUUCCUUCCCACGGACACCUACGAGCGCUUCGACCCUUACAACCAGUUCGAGCGCUACUCCCUGAGCGAGCUAGGGGAGAACGGGGAAGAAAGGCAGGAAAAACCCUGGUGGUGGGCCUACUUCAGCCAGUCUGGCAAUUCGGCCCCCACCUGGCUCCUGAGGAGCUAUUAGGCUGCUGGCAGUGCCUUGGGUUCCACAAUGUGCCGCCGUCUUUGGCCAGCCUUCAGAUAA